Colletotrichum chrysophilum is the source of this 888-nucleotide messenger RNA. RefSeq lists its product as uncharacterized. The transcript is spliced from 2 exons. The coding region runs from base 1 to 888 and encodes 295 amino acids. The record is from RefSeq and is a predicted model, not a curated record. NCBI's taxonomy places the organism in Eukaryota, Fungi, Ascomycota, Sordariomycetes, Glomerellales, Glomerellaceae.
AUGCCUUCUCUGAUUGAACUUGCCCAGCUCGCCAGGGGCCUCAUAGGUCCCUGGAUUUUCCUUUCGUACUCUUUCUACUACCUCCCUGGCACCAUCAUCCGUCUAAUUCGCGCCGGUGAUUUUGGCCGACUCUUCUCGUUGUCUCGUCUUCGAGAUGCCUGGUUUUAUGCCUUCUGGGGCUGGGCUGGGCCAAACAUCCGUGCCGGCAAUAGUGACCGCAUGGUUGCUCUCCUCGAAGGCCGUGUGACCGGCGCCGAUGUAGUCAAAGACCCUGUUCACCCUCCUGUGAAUGGCGUCGUCUUGGAAAUCGGCCCUGGCUCCGGGCUGUGGGUGAGCCUCUUCGCCAAGGACAAGCCUGCCACCAUGGCUGCCGGUGGUGUGAGACGCAGAGUCGCCGAUGGCGUGACGAAGGUGUACGGCGUUGAGCCCAACACCGAGCUGCACCCAGCCCUGAGAAGAAGUGUGAAGGAGGCUGGCCUGGAGGGUACAUACGAGAUUGUCCCCGCGGGUAUUGAGUCGUUGAACGACCCGACCGUGUGGGGAGGCAAGAUCGAGAAGGGCAGCGUCGAUUGCAUCGUGUCUAUCCUGUGCUUGUGUGGUAUCCCCGAGCCGGAGAAGAACAUUUCCGAGCUGUACUCGUACCUCAAGAAGGGCGGGAGGUGGUACUUGUAUGAGCACGUCGAGGUGUCGGUCAACGAGCCGCUUCGGCUUUACCAACGGUUCAUCAACCUCGUGUGGCCCCGCGCCUUAAAUGGCUGCGAGCUGUGCCGAAACACCCGCAAGACGCUGGAGUCUGUGGGACCCUGGGAGAAGAUUGAUGUCGCGCGACCGCCGAUUGAGCCAUGGUACCAACUUGUGCCACACAUCUUUGGAACUUUUACCAAGUAA